ACGAUUGCAUGAAGAAGGUGUCACUUUCCAUUUCCUAUUUUCAGCAGCAUUCGGAGGCCUCUGGUGAGGGAGAAGCAGAAAGAACAGCGCAGGGCAAACAAUGGCUGAGAACAUCUACGAGAACCUGCAGAGGGCUCAACGGGAGGGAAUAACGUUAAAAGAACCAACUCGUCCUCCGCCUUCCAAGAGAAGCACCUCCAUCAUCACCCUCCUAGCCAUCCUGACUCUACUCCUGGCUGUUUUGCUCACUGCAGUGACCGUCCUGUUUUUCCAGAAGGAGAGGACGCUGCAGGCACCUGAAGGUCUAGCUCCGAAAUACAGCAUCAGUCUCCAUCUCUGCAACGUCUCCAAUGCCUCGCUGGAGGAAUCCAAGAGAUUUCAGCCAUUGCAGAACGUAAGUGUGAGUUUCUCUGAGAUCCAGGCCUGUUUGGAGAGCGCCGUAGCAUCCCAAACAUCUCUACAAGAGCGUUACGGGACUCUACUGGGAUUGGUCUCUGCCGGCUGGAGGUUUCACAAUGGGAGCUUCUACUUCUUUUCGCAAGAGACUAAGCAUUGGCAGGAGGCUGAAGAGACCUGCGUGUCCCACGGGGCGCACCUCACCUCUGUCGCCUCCAAGGAAGAGAUGGAAUUUCUUGUCAGGGAGGGCAAAGGGAAGACAUUUUGGAUCGGACUCACUGAUCAAAGGGAAGAAGGCAACUGGACUUGGACAGAUGGCACAACAUACAACCACCAAAGAACCAGCCCCGUGGUCUUCUUCCUGGCUGUGCUGGUGGUCCUGCUGGCUGCCUCGCUGGUCGCAGUGGGCACCCUGU
Gekko japonicus is the source of this 812-nucleotide messenger RNA. RefSeq names its product C-type lectin domain family 4 member F-like. The annotation marks the transcript as partial. Lineage: Eukaryota; Metazoa; Chordata; Lepidosauria; Squamata; Gekkonidae. The transcript has 7 exons. The record is from RefSeq and is a predicted model, not a curated record.